Molecule: messenger RNA, 2421 nt
Organism: Erinaceus europaeus (western European hedgehog)
Lineage: Eukaryota; Metazoa; Chordata; Mammalia; Eulipotyphla; Erinaceidae
Gene: RDH10
Product: retinol dehydrogenase 10
Exons: 6
Coding region: 2-1027 (341 amino acids)
Cellular component (GO): lipid droplet
Molecular function (GO): oxidoreductase activity, acting on the CH-OH group of donors, NAD or NADP as acceptor
Source: RefSeq, a predicted model, not a curated record
GAUGAACAUCGUGGUGGAGUUCUUCGUGGUCACUUUCAAAGUGCUCUGGGCGUUCGUGCUGGCCGCGGCGCGCUGGCUGGUGCGGCCCAAGGAGAAGAGCGUGGCCGGCCAGGUGUGUCUCAUCACCGGCGCGGGCAGCGGCCUGGGCCGCCUCUUCGCCCUGGAGUUCGCCCGGCGCCGGGCGCUGCUGGUGCUCUGGGACAUCAACACCCAGAGCAACGAGGAGACGGCCGGCAUGGUGCGCCACAUCUACCGCGACCUGGAGGCGGCCGACGCCGCGGCGCUGCAAGCUGGGAACGGUGAGGAAGAAAUUCUGCCCCACUGUAACUUGCAGGUUUUUACCUACACCUGUGAUGUGGGAAAGAGGGAGAAUGUCUACCUGACAGCUGAAAGGGUUCGGAAGGAGGUUGGCGAGGUCUCGGUCCUGGUCAAUAAUGCCGGUGUGGUCUCUGGGCAUCACCUUCUGGAAUGUCCUGAUGAACUCAUUGAGAGAACCAUGAUGGUCAAUUGCCAUGCACACUUCUGGACCACUAAGGCAUUUCUUCCUACAAUGUUGGAGAUUAAUCAUGGUCAUAUUGUGACAGUUGCAAGUUCCUUGGGAUUAUUCAGUACUGCUGGAGUUGAGGAUUACUGUGCCAGUAAAUUUGGAGUUGUGGGUUUUCAUGAAUCCCUAAGUCAUGAGUUAAAGGCUGCUGAAAAGGAUGGGAUUAAAACAACAUUGGUUUGCCCUUACCUUGUAGACACAGGCAUGUUCAGAGGCUGCCGAAUCAGGAAAGAAAUUGAGCCUUUUCUGCCCCCUCUGAAGCCUGAUUACUGCGUGAAGCAGGCCAUGAAGGCCAUCCUCACUGACCAGCCCAUGAUCUGCACCCCCCGCCUCAUGUACAUCGUGACUUUCAUGAAAAGCAUCCUUCCCUUUGAAGCAGUGGUGUGCAUGUACCGGUUCCUAGGAGCAGACAAGUGUAUGUACCCCUUUAUUGCUCAAAGGAAACAAGCCACAAAUAACAAUGAAGCAAAAAAUGGAAUCUAAGAAUCUUUUUUGGUAUGGAAUACCAUUUCUAUCAGAAGAUGAUCACGAUGUUUCAGUCCAAAUCCACUGUAGCAUCACUCACAGUUCUCUGGAUUCUAAAUUCACGUUGACGUGUUUCUAAAAUCGACUUUGUAAAAAAAAAAAAUGAUAAUAAUAAUAAUAAAACAAAUGAAGUGUUAAUGAACUGAGUAGAAUACUUGGAAAAUGUAAUAAGCAAAAGUGAGUUUAGGUUGUUGCCAAUGGAGUUCUCUUAGGCAGAACCCUAAAAUCAACGUUUUAGACGAGCACUGUGUGAUAUCUCCAGGCUCCCAUUAUUUUUUUUUUAGUGAGCAGGAAAUCUAGAGAUUAGAACAACAGCAUGUUUCACACAUGUGGUUUUUCUUAAUUCUCAUAGAGUUUAUUCUUGAAAUUAAACUAGCCAACUGACACCCUUGCAACUUCAAGGACUGAUAGUGGUGUAUUUUCUCAUAUUUUCUAAGUUAGCUUUGCAAAGCCUCUGUGGCUUUUUCAUGGUGUUUAUAUGUACUGUUCUUUAAACAAACAAAAAAAAGUUUUGAGAUCUCCUUUAAUUUGAAGUAAGUGAUUUUUUUAUUGUUACAGUAAAGGUGAGCAGGUCUCUUUCUUUUAAAGUCAUACCAACUAUUGUUGGCUGAACUUUCAACUUUAUCUCUGAAAUUUUUUUUUUUUUUUAAUCAGAGCAAUGCUGAGUUCUGGUUUAUGGUGGUGCUGGGGAUUGAACCUGGGACCUUUGAUGCCUCAGGCAUGAAAGUCUUUUUGCAUAACCACUAUGCUAGCUCCCAGCCCUGAAAUAUUUUUAUCUAUUAUGCGAGAGACCUAUUUAUCCCCCCCAAAAAUUGUACAUUUUCUACCUAUGAAUUUUGCUGCAUACAGAAAGUGCCCUUUCCUCAGGAAGCUGCUGUGUUUUGUUUCUUUGGAUGAGCCUUGUUUUGAAUACAUAGCAGCUAUGCAAAGAAACCGUUUUUUAAAAUAAGAACUUCUGCAUUUAAAAACAAAAAGUCUCCUUUUUUUUUUUUUGUGCCAACUGAUUAGUGAGAGAAAAAAAUCUUAUUCAGUGGAGUACUUAUGGAAGGGUGUGAAGAUUCUUUUAGAAAUUUCGUUCACAUUGUAGAACAGCAAAUGACAUUUUUACAGUAUUUUUUGUAAAGCAAACUAUUUUGUGCCUUGAAUUUGGUAAAUGUGUAUUAGUGAAAUGUUGUAAAAGUGAACUUCUACCUCUGUGUCUAAAUGUAUACCAUCUACUUGUAAAUUACUAUAAACUAUUAUGUGAUUGCCUUUUUUUUUUGAAUGUCUUGGGCUAUUAAAAUAAGCCAUCUUUUACUAAUUAAUUGGAAAGUUUUAUAAAGGACUGAUUAAAUUUAAAGAAUUAACUUACA